Molecule: messenger RNA, 7492 nt
Organism: Amoebophrya sp. A120
Lineage: Eukaryota; Dinophyceae; Syndiniales; Amoebophryaceae
Source: the annotation of a GenBank genome assembly
UGCCGAUUGUCUCGAGCUCCCCGGGACGAGGGCUUCUCGCACCGCAGCUCUCGUCGCCGUCGAGAGCGUCGCCGCCGAGGGCCAGCCCCAGUAGCCCACCCAUGUCCAGCUUUUCAGCCGUGGAAGCUGAGAGAGGAGAAGUAAUGAUUCCUGCGACAGCUGCCUCCAUAGUACCGUCGGCGGGGUUCUUUCCGAGUAUCAAACAGAGCUCACCGAAACAAGCGAAGUCCGUGUCGCCGCAGCUGCACUCGCGAAUACUAGGGUCAACAAUAUCUUCGCCACCACUAGCAGGAACAGCAUCUGCAUCUGGAGCUGCCCCAGCCGCAAAUACGACGACCACCAAUCCUCACGGCAUGUCCCGGGCCGCGUCCGCCACAUCGCUUCAACAACAACACAAUGCACUGGCGAAUGUGGAGCCGCGCAUGCAGGAACGGGUGUUAAAGGCUUUUUCUGGGUCGGGGUCUAGUAGCACAACCGGCGGCGCGUGGUUACCUUCUUCAUCUUCCAGCGGCUCUGCAACCACCUCCGCAGGAGGACCACUGCGACGCACGCUCAGAGAUUCUGUAGACCAAGAAGAGGACCCCUACAUGGUUUCUGGCUCGACGGGUGCUUGUACUCGUCCUCAUGACCUCGCAGCUCCGAUCAUUCCGCAGCUGAACGCGCCUAGACUUGGCUCGACUUCAUCUGCGCGCCAAGAACAUCAUGUCGACUCUGCUGCGUCAAGACAUCACCUGGAGCAGCCUUCCCUGGAGGAAAUUUUUGAUGUCGGGGGUUCUAGGUCCGUUUUUUCGGAAACAAAGGAUGACGAUUCCUCGAUAAGAAUCAUCGGACAAAAGGGAGAACAGGAGCAACUAGUACAGGUGGAGAACCGGUCACGCAGGCAGAUUUUUCAGGACCGGUUGUUCAGUAAAUUGGACAGUGACAAGUCUAAAAGUCCGAAAUCACAACACAGCAGAAGUCCUGUGUUACAACAACGAACCAUAUCGCCCAGAACGAGAACAACUACUGCAGCUUUGCGUCAUCUUCAUGACCAGCAAGAGCACCGCGACAAAUCUCCGGGAAGAAUGAUGUCGCAGUCCAUGGAGAAUGUCAGCCUUUCCACAGGCGGCUUUCGCAGCGCGAGCAGACGGCAAAGUAAAGAAAACAUCGGAAGUUGUACUAGCGAACAGGGCGCGUUUCUAGUAAACUGCGAGCAUGACUACAAACAAGAAAAAGAUCACGAGAUGCUGAACUCUUUAUCUGGAUCAAGGCAGGUCCUGGACCGCAGCAUUUACGAAGAGGUGCUUGACAACGUGAUGCGCAGUUCGUCGAAGUCUUCGAGCUCGACGGUCGGGGCGGGGAAUGUUGUCCAUGCUGUUCCUGUUGCUUCCAGUACCGGCCUUACAAAUCAAACUCUUCAGGACGAGCCGUUGAACAUCGAGGACAAGCCUUCUGAAAGCGAGUCCAUACGGCCUGCCUUCGCAGCUGCUGAACAAGAACAAGAGGAGCAACUCAUUACUCGCCAAAGUCUCCUGCAGGACAAGCAUUUCCGCGAACACUCUACUUCUCGAAAAUCCUCGCCCAAAGUAGACCUGCUGCUGCACAGUGUCAACUCACUCUCUUUCGCCAGCGCGCCUUCGAGGUUGGGAUUGGGAGUUUACCAAACGGCUUCGACCAACGGGAAGAUGCUGAAGCGGGUGAAUGUGACCAGUGAGGACAUUCACAAAAACUUAGCGGCGGUACUCGGCGGCAGUAGGGCAAGCGGCUCCACCUCGAAAAGCAGCAAUUCCGCCGGAAAGAAGAAGUCAUCGCCUUUGGAUGGACAUGGAGAUGAGGGUGGUGACCUGGCAGAGCAGCACGUGGACCAACCACACGAUCAUCGCGGCGGCCCGGAGGCGCUGUUAGAGCUGGCGGAAGUUGUGCCGUAUCAAAGCGAGGUGGUGCAGCCAUCAGCUGGGGUUCUCGCCCAGGAUGAUCGGCAGAGAGUCGAGCAAGUGCUUGUCGCAGACGAAUUUGUGUCGCAGCUGCUCGUGGUUCAUCCGCAGGAGAAAAGGGACGAGACGUCUCAAAUAAAUGCACCACCAGAUCAUGGGCGAGCAGAUGAGUUGGCUCUGGCUGUGACAUUAAAUCGAGGCAGUCCAAGCCCGAGUCCAAGACGGGCACCCUCUAUGGGGAGGAAAAGUGCUGGAGCCGCAGGAGCAUCCUCGUCGUCCUCGUCGUAUCAACACUCCAGGUCGGGAGCCGCGGGACCAGAUUCGCAUACGAUCGUCCCGAAAGAAACCACAUUCAGCACGAGCAAUUUUCCACUAGACUCCUACUCAGGACAACAACAUCACGAGCAGUACAGUGGCAAAAAGCAAAAUUCUCGGCGAUCUGUCGGCGCGAAACCAGAGGACACGUCGUUUUCCGAGCUAAAAGCAGCAACCACUCGAGCCCGUUCCAGGGAGAGAACCUCCACGCCUCGCGGCUACCGAUCCACGCGGACGAGCCGCAUGCGGGAGGAACAGCGCAAGCGGGAGAGAGACCAAAGUCAGGGCAGAGGAGGAAGCAACGUCGUGGCUCUGAUGCGCAGUUUGAGUCGAACCAGUGCGAGCGGGGACAAAAACACAGCGGUGGAUGUGAUGCCGCUGCGGGCGGCAGGGACUACAGCUGGCGCAGCAGCGGUUUCUUCGACGUCUUUCGUGGUACCACGACCGGAAGCUACCGGCUUUUCCAGCACAGGUAGUGGCAACGUUGCGCCGUCGCGAGAAGCGCAGGAAGCGGCAAUCAAUCAGCUGCGCGGUACAACUACGCAGCACAACAAUCCGCACACGCCGGCACCGGUUUCGCUAGUGCAAGUGGUUCCUCUUGCCAGCGAGGCUGAGGACAGCGAAGGCAGUGGCGGCUGUGAGGGAACUACGAUGAAGCACACAGAAGUAGUUGUUGAACAAGAUCAUGCGAUCAAUUCGUCCAAUUCUCGAAGUAUGAACAACACAACAAGCUUAUCCGCAACCUCCUACCACCGCACAAGCAGUUCCUCCGCCACGAAGACCAGUGCCAGAACGAGGGGUCGCAUCCUAACAACGCAGGAACCAGCCCCUUCCGCUGCGGCGGGGGCCAAAACUCCAAAUCGAUUGCCAAGUAAAAAUCUCCAAACUUCUCAGUCAGCAACUGCGAGUCGAAGCCGCUCCGCCGGCCGCUACACGCCGCGCGGGGUCAGUAAGGAGCUGUACCAGACGGCCAGUGGGUCGGAGAUGAGUCAGGGACCGACGGCAAGUCUCUCCAGUUCCUCGGGAGGAGCGGCUGCUAUCCGAUCCUACCACAACAUCCUGGCCGCGGGAGCGCAAAGGCAUCUAAAUGCGAUGGGGAACAAUAGUCAGAACAGUCAAAACACGGCGCAUAACAGGCUGCCAUCGCAGCAGAGUCUGGUCCAGAAUUUGCUGUUGGCGCGGGAAGUGGGAGGUGACAGUGCUCUCGAUGGCGGGUACUACGAGCACAACUAUCUUCAUCCGGGGGGCAAAGCAACACCAACACCUGCAACUGCUGGAACAAACAAAAGUGAGGCUACUACUUCACACGCCGAAGUAGACCACGAGCCGCAAUCGAAUGCAGGAGCGUACCAGCAAGGUCGCUCUGUGCAGCAGGGCGUCGUGCCACUGGGCUCCUCUACUGCGUCCUCAAGCACAAACACGCCUGCUAGAGGCCUCAGCACCCGAGCUGGCACAACCUCAAACCGCAGAAGUCCUUUACUCGGAAAAGUGUUGACGCCGCGACCGGAAACCGAACCAGCAGAAGGAAAGACGGCGGAGCAUGUUGGCACUGACCGCGUGUCAAAAAUUGAGGCAAGCAAUUCCAAUUUGUCUUCGUCUAGCAGGCAGGCAUCCUCAAAUGCAGCUGUUCAUGAUCAUCCCACGACUUCUGUGUCAUCUGCGCAACAACAUCCCUCUUCCUCGCCGAAAUUGUCAACAAAAACGACAACACCCCGGAACGCCGCACUUUCGCAACUCUACGUGGCAACAGCGAACCGGCAAAAGCAGCAUAAUUCCCAACACUACACUCAGAACAGUACUAUUGGCGCAGCGACCUCUUCAAAGAACACUAGUAAGACAAGUAGUUCUUCUGCUACCAACACAACAACCCCACGACACGCCGGACUCAUCGUGAACCCCUUGCCCGCUCCAGACGAUUCUCCCUCCUCGAUGAAGGCCAUUCUCCGCCAGGCGUCCAGGUCGCCGCCCCCUAGUAGCAACAAGAAAAAACUGCAGGAAACGCUGUCCGCGAACUUCGGAAUCCUUCGUGCCUCCUUCGAAGCCCAGGGGAGGGACACGAAGCGCGGCGCGGACGUCGCGCGAGCGGCUUAUGCUCUCGGGUUGCAAGCGAAUCGGGGGUUGGGCGGUGGCGUGUUCUCAGGUGGGGGGAGUGGGAGAAACAAAAAGUUUUCUGUCGCGGAGUACCAUACGCGGCCGUUGCUGCCGGUAAGUACGCAGAAAAGUAUCUCCAGUGCGCACAGAAGUCCUGGUGGUGUUGUGAGUGCUGACUACGGAGAUGAGCAGGAUCUUCAUGAUGUGGUCGGCCGUCGAGAAGUAGAGAAACAAGCUCAACAACGCAGUGAUGACGAGAACGUCAAUGCACGACAAGUAGAGCAGUUGCACUCACACGAGGACGACCUUGCGGCAAUGAGAAAUGCUGAUGCUGUCGUCGACGACAUAAUUAGCCCCAGGAUCUUCACGAACCACAAUGAUGGAAAACCAGAAGAGCCACGUGUUCAACAUCCAGCAAUGAAAAAAAAGCACCUCCGACAGCAGGGUCCGCGAGACACCGGACCCUUUUCCCCGAAGAAAAGAACCUUGUCCGGACGAACGUCUCCAUCUUCCGCCAUCGGAGCAAAGAAGGAAAGCUACAUCGACUCGCUGGAAGCAGAGCAGCUGAUUCAAAUCACCAACCGGCUCAAGGAAAGCAUCUUCCGGAAAGAGGAAAACGGUUCUGCAGGUGAUCUCGAGCAUCAUGACAACCUCUUUCACGAUGUGGGGCCGCUCUCGAGCAUUGAGAUAGAAAAAAUGUCGCUUGCUGUCUCGACGGGCGGUGGUGGACCUGUGGACGAUAAGAAUGCUCAUCUGCAGGGCGGGGAAAGAAGCUCGCGCAGUCGGAAGGAGCAGGCUUCAGGAACUGUUCCUGCGGGUCACAAUUUGAAUGGUGACGCAAGUUUGUCGCUCUCUUUGACAUCUUUGUUUGAUAGUGCGAAGGGGGCAGACGAAGACGAUGAUGAUGAAAACGAUGAUCACCAACAUGAUCUUCACGCCGAUACAGCCCAGAAAGAAAAUCAGGAGCAGAUGGACGAGCAGGAUUACCUCGAUUACUUGGAGAAUCAGCGGCGAAAACUCGAAGCGGCUGGAGUGCUUCAGCGCAGGUCUCGUGAUGGCGCCGCGGGGGCUGGAGUGGGAAGAACACAUGAAGAGCAUCAGGAUCGGCACUCCGACGAACGUGAACGCAAGUCCAGGUCCAGGUCCAAUUCGCAGCGCGCACGUAAAGUAACCGACCACGAGGUAACGAGUCGACGACACGGAGGCGAAGUUACGCAAGAAGAGCGGUAUAACGAGGGUCGAGAAGAUGACCAUUCGGCGCAAGUAGAAGCAGCAAUCGCAGUUGGGGAAAGAUCCGCGAUCUCCCCGAUAACGCACUCGCGCGGUUCGCCCGCAACGUGGCGCACGACGAACACCAGUGCGGCAACAGUGUUUCAACCCGCGCCAAGAGAAGAACACCGUGCGGCUGUUUUGCAUGAAGAAGCUGCACCACUACUUCCCUCGCGGUCGCAGAGCGGGGGGACUGCAAGAACGACGGAAAUGAACAAAACGAGCAGAUCUGCCAGUCCCAAAACGCGACAAGAACUAACUUCGUCUUCCAGGCUGUUGCAAAGUGUGGCAAAUCGGGAGCGGGCGGGCGGGGUGGCGGAUCGGGCCAAAGAGAGUAGUACUGCAACGAAUGUUGCACAGACGGGUAUUCAUCCUGCAGAAGAAACAGUGAAUAAAAGUUACAACAAAGUCGCUCGCGAAGCAGGCGCUGUCUCCGUGCAACAUCCUGAGCAUUUGAAAGCACCAGCAAGAGAAAUUCACCCGCACAAUAAUUCUAACGCGAACAUCAAAGUCGAAGAUUCGCAGACAACCACUCGCCAAAAGCCAGCUCCUGCAACGUCAUCCGAAAUAAUCGCAAGUCAGGACCACGAGCAAGAAGCGGUUGCCAGCCAAUUUGCGAAAUUCUUCCAGAAGCGACGCGAAGCCACCGUGGUAAAGCAAGCAACUGCACAAGUAGAAAAAGCCGAAAUGCAACGCACGGACCACACGAUUGAGGAGCAGAGAAGUCACGACAUCUCCACCUCUUCUCACCGUGCCGAAAAUUCCGCGUUGCAGGAAGUGGACGAGGUGUCCACAAGCGUAUUGUCGGUGAACCGAUCGAGAAUCCUUCCAGAUCAUUUCUACAACAGGCCUGGUGGACACCAGGAGCCACCGUCCUCUUCCUCGCACACGACAGUGGUCGCGCCGCUCGUUGGGGGCUACACGACCGCCCGACAAGAUAUAAAUUUUGCGCGACGACCGCAGGGCCGUGCGGAUGCAAACAAUACUAAAAUCAGCAGCAGUGUAGCCGCUACAGUGAACAAAAGCAACAUUUCCUCCCAAUCUACCCCGAGAAGCAGGAGCAAUGUCAGCAAUGCGUCCAUGUUUCAUCCAAAAACAACUAUUUCACAGACCACCCAGCAACACAAGCAAAAACAGCAAAGUUCAGUGCAAUUUCAACUUCCGGAAAGGAGCGAGGAUCACCUGAUGCCGGGAAGGAGUCGGAUUCUCACUAGCGAGGCGUGGAAGCAAGAGCAAAGAGCAGCAGCUGCCGUGGGGGCGCAACAAGGUAGUUUGAACAGUUCUUCAGCUGGCGGUGCUAGAUCUACUGUGCGUGGUGGCUUGGCGCAGAGCGUGUUUCGGAAGCAGACGCAGAAAGGGCUGAAGCUGUUCUGAGUAGGCGGGAUGCACGGCAACUGGGGUAUUUAGUAUUCACCAAAAUUUUAUCAUUAUCAGGUCAGGGUGUUUCCUUUGAAAUUUAAGCAACAGAAAUCAUAAAUCACAAAUGAAUCAGCAAAUCUUUUUACCUGGGACGGAUGGAUCGGUUUUUUUCUUGAUAAGGUCCCUCAAAAAGUACACUUAAAGUAUCAACUUCUUUUACAGAACUGCGAAGAAUGAUGUUGGAUAGUGGUAGUGGACUAUUAGACGUACGAUAGUUACAGUAUGGACAUGGAGGUUUUAUUUUGACAUCAAAAGGGUAUUCAAUUACAAUUUCAAAUUACGUCAGCGUGACGAGCAGCUUAGAUGUUUGAAAGAAGUAGAUGAAUCUCGAUGGAAUCAUUGCAACGGAGACGGGAAAGUAAAUGUCUCGAUGAAUGCGGUCGUAGAUGCAAGGAUUCUACAACGCAAACAGCCAAAUUCCAAUAUCAACAAGGAUAUAUUGACGUUGGUGCCCACCGCCAGCCCCAGCAAGCUGAAGGAACAAU